This is a messenger RNA of Yarrowia lipolytica CLIB122, 4128 nucleotides long. RefSeq lists its product as uncharacterized. The record is from RefSeq and is a predicted model, not a curated record. Gene Ontology annotation, cellular component: alpha DNA polymerase:primase complex. Gene Ontology annotation, molecular function: chromatin binding; DNA replication origin binding; nucleotide binding. Gene Ontology annotation, biological process: mitotic DNA replication initiation; lagging strand elongation; leading strand elongation. NCBI's taxonomy places the organism in Eukaryota, Fungi, Ascomycota, Dipodascomycetes, Dipodascales.
AUGUCGCGACGAAACGCUCUGGCGGCCCUCAAGGCGGCUCGAGCCGGUGAGAAGCGAGAACUCACCUUCAACGCCGAAGACGUGUACGACGAGCUCGACGAAACCGAGUUCAAGCAGCACCGAAAACAAGAGCUGCUCCAGGACGACUUUGUGGUGGGAGAUAACGGAGAGGGGUACGCAGACACGGGCGCGUACGAGUGGGAGGAUACGGGCAAGCGGUACGGCUCCAGCGACGAGGACGGCUCGCCCAAGAGCAAGCGGGCCAAGAAAAACAGCGACGUGAUCAAGAACCGCAAGCUCAACUUCAAGGCGCUGGCGUCCAAGCCUGUCAAGACGGAGACGGCGGCGUCAGCAGUGGCAGACGACUUCAUGGACGACUUGAUUGGCGUGAUUGGCGGCUCCGGGCCCAAAAGCGCCGACAAGAAGAAACCCAUGAACCGCAAGUCGCGAUCCGCCCGGGCCAAGGAGGAGGAAGACGUGUUUGUGGACAUGGACUACAGCUACGACAUGGCCAGUCCGGAGCACGUUUCGUCUUCUCCCCCCGCGGAGAUUGUGCAUGCUGUCAGAGAAGAGGCCAUUGCUGACGGCAUGGAUUUUGCUGAUGACAUGGACAUUGAUAUGGGCGAGCCCGACAUUCCUAACAAAGUGCCUCAAUCGGAGUCAGACGACGAUGAGGACGAGGUUGUGGUUCGACCCAAGGCCGGCCAGGCUGCAGCUGCAGUCAACAUGCGCGGCCAGAAGCCGGUGGUUGCAGUCAAGAAGGAGAUUGUCAAGACGGAGCCAGUCAAGAAGGAGCUGGUAAAGGAGGACAUCGAAGAGCCCGAACUGGUUCCCGAUAUCACCAGUAACAUCCAGCUUGCGACUUCAAAGGCUGGAUCUGCUGAUACUGCCAAGAUCUCUGUGGAGCCCAACGAGGUGACCACCGAGGACGGCAAGUUCAAGUUCUUCUGGAUGGAACACGCCAUUGUGCGAGACACACUCUAUCUGUUUGGAAAGACCAUGGUGCUGACCGGCAAGAACAAGGGCCAGUUUGUAUCGUGUCUCAUCAAGGUUGCAAGCACCCAACGACAGAUGUUUGUGCUGCCCAAAAACGAGUGUAGCACUUCUGACGUGCACGAGGAGCUCGAUGGAAUUAUGGAGGCCCGAGGUAUUCGAAUGCGAGCCAAGCCUGUCACUAAAAAGUACUGUUUCCAUCUGCCUGGUGUCCCUGCCGAGGCCGAGUACCUGGAGGUGCUGUACUCCCCUCCCAAGGAGAAGUUCGACGUUCCUUCUUCUGGAGCUACCUUCUCCCACGUGUUUGGAGCCAAUCAGUCGCUGUUUGAGCAGUUUGUGCUCUCUCAUCAGGUCAUGGGUCCAUGCUGGAUGCAGAUUGAUGAGCCUGACUUCGCCUCGGCUGGUCAGGGACGUAUUUCGCACACCGGAAUCGAGAUCACCGCUAAGUCGUCGGCCAAGAUUUCUGUCUGUUCCAACCAGGAAGCUCCCAUGCCUCCAAUUUCGAUGAUCUCUCUGGCUGUGCGAACCAUGACCGAGGGCAAGUCUCAGUCUGUGGUAGCCGUGACUCUCCGAAUGUUCCAGGACAUGCCUCACGAUACCACAUCCAAGCUCGGCGAGCUGCAGCACCGAUCUAUGACCUUCUUCCGGUACCCCAGUAAGGUUGCACCUGUUGGCUUCAAGCAGAUUCUGCAGGAACACAAUGCUGGCACUGCUGUGGACAAGAUCAUUCCAUGCAAUUCUGAACUGGACAUUUUGAGCCAUAUGGUGCGGCUUAUUGCGCGUGUUGACCCCGAUCUCAUCUGCGGCCAUCGUCUGGAAGCUCUGCAUCUGGAUGUUCUGCUGCACCGACUCAAGGAGCUCAAUGUCAAGGACUGGUCUUCCAUGGGCCGACUUCGACGAACACAAUGGCCCCACAUGAACUACGGAGUUCUUGACGGCCGGCUUAUUCUCGAUAUGGACAACUCUUACGGUCGGUCUGUGGUGCAAGGAUGUCAGUCGUUCGAUCUGACUGAAAUGUCGCUCAACACUCUGGGCAUCAAGCGGAUGGACAUUGAGCUAGAUGCUGCUCAUAGCAAGAUGGUCAGCUCUGCCCGGCCUUUGCUUAGCUAUCUCAUGCACUGCAUCCAGGACACGGGCCUUGUUGCCGGCAUUGUGAUCCAGACCCAGGCCAUUCCUCUGUCCAAGCAGCUCACCAACCUGGCCGGAAACGCCUGGAACAAGACUCUGGCUGGUACCCGAUCUGGCCGAAACGAGUCCAUUCUCUUGCACGAGUUCACUCGUCAGGGCUACAUUAUUCCCGACAAGGAAGCCGGUCGAGGCACCAACAAGCGAGGCAAGGCCAAAUUCCAGGGAGGUCUGGUUCUGGACCCCGUUAAGGGCCUGUACGACCGCCACGUGCUCGUCAUGGACUUCAACUCACUGUACCCUUCCAUUAUUCAGGAGUACAACAUUUGCUUCUCGACUGUGGACUGGGCGUCUAUCCCCGACGACCAGAUUGAGCCUCCUGCUCAGCCCGAACCCUCCGUGGAGCAGGGCAUUCUCCCUCGACUCAUUAGGACUCUUGUGCAGCGAAGACGGGAGGUCAAGCGACUCAUCAAGGACCCCAAGGCGUCUGCUGCCCAGAAGAAGCAGUGGGACGUGAAGCAGAUGGCGCUCAAGCUGACUGCCAACUCCAUGUACGGUUGUCUGGGUUUUGAGGGCUCUCGUUUCUACGCCAAGCCUCUGGCCAACCUCACCACCUCCAUCGGUCGAGACACUCUUCGAGCCACCAAGGAGCUUGCCGAGGCCGAGUCCCUGCAGGUUGUCUACGGUGACACUGAUUCUGUCAUGAUCAACACCAACACAGACACCUACAAGGACGCCAUCAAGGUUGGUAACGACUUCAAGAAGAAGGUCAACGGUCUUUACAAGCAGCUUGAGAUUGAUAUCGACGGUGUUUUUGCUCGUCUUCUGCUCACCAACAAGAAGAAGUACGCUGCUCGUCUGGCUACUGAGGAGGGCAUGGGAAAGAUUGAGGUCAAGGGUCUGGAUCUGAGACGACGAGAGACGUGCCAGAUUUCCAAGGACGCUUGUACCUAUGUGUUGGAGCAAGUUCUGGGUCCCGACGACCAGGAGACUGCGCUGAACAAUGUCCACGAAUACCUUUUUGAGCUGGCUGAGAAGCUACGAUCUGGGCCCGUCAAGGACGAGUCAGCUCCUUUCCCCGUGGAGCACUAUGCGAUUCUCAAGCAGCUCGGAAAGGACCCUAAGGCCUACAACCCUCCCAUCCAGCCUUUUGUGGCUGUGGCUCUUCGACGUUUGGAGCGAGGAGAGGUGAUUCGAGAGGGCGACGUUAUGUCGUUUGUCAUCACCACUGUGGGCUCCGACGAGUCUGCCAAGGCCCAGACCACUAUGGAUGUCAAGCUUUCUCGAGGCAAGCUUCAGCCGGAUGCCGAGUACUACAUUUCCAAACAGCUGUACCCUCAGAUCGAGCGACUCCUCGCUCAUGUGACCGGUACUGAUCCUGUCCGACUUGGAGAGGUGCUUGGCAUCGAGAUCAAGAAGGCCCACCAGUCCCACGAGUCCCGAGAGCUGCUCCAUCCGCUGGAGUCUACCAUCUCCGAUGCUGAGCGGUUCAAGGAUGCGGUUAAGCUGGAGCUGACUUGUGAGUGUGGCCACUCUUUUGCCUACGAGGGAGUCAAGCAGAACACCACCGAGCACGGUAUUAUCUGUCCCUCUUGCUCCACAAUGUUCCCUCUCACACGGCUGUGUGCCCAGUUGGAGACAUCAAUUCGACGACACAUUUCCAAGUACUACGAGACUUGGUACACGUGUUCAGAUUCCGCCUGUGGUAUUCGAACCGCCCAGCUGACCAACUUUGGAAAGCGAUGCAUGGGUUCCGAUGGCCGCUUCAACACUUGCAAUCGGGGCACUCUGGACUAUGAGUACAACGAUCAGGACCUGUACCGACAACUGUUGUACUUCGACACUCUGUUCAACAUGGACAAAGCAGCUCAGGAAAAUGAUAAGGAUAUGAAGCUGGCUGUUCUGGCCGGUCAGAACCGGGAGCGGUUCGUGUACCCUCGCCAGGUGGUGGACAAGUAUCUCAAGGACUCUGGACGAGCCUUUGUGGAUAUGGCUGCAAUUUUCGGUUAA